This is a messenger RNA of Acaromyces ingoldii, 1005 nucleotides long. RefSeq names its product NAD(P)-binding protein. NCBI's taxonomy places the organism in Eukaryota, Fungi, Basidiomycota, Exobasidiomycetes, Exobasidiales, Cryptobasidiaceae. The record is from RefSeq and is a predicted model, not a curated record. The transcript has a single exon. The coding region runs from base 1 to 1005 and encodes 334 amino acids.
AUGAGCCGCUACGUCCAGGUCAACAGUGCUCCUAGGGGGCCUGGUGACGCUCGACCUACGGCACUCGACGUCGUGCGAGACGAAGGGCUCCAAGGCAAACUGACCGGUAGCGUCGGCGUCGUCACAGGCGCCUCUUCCGGUAUGGGCCCUGAAGUUGCCAGAGCCCUGGCCGCGACGGGCAUGACUGUGUUUUGCACAGCCCGAGACGUUGCAAAGGCGAACAAAGCGCUUGAGGGCAUCAAGACGGAAAUCGUAGAAAUGGACAACGCCUCGCUCGUCUCUGUGCGCAAGGCAGCGAGCGAGAUCCUGGCAAAGGCGAAUGGCAAAGUCAACAUCUUGAUCAACAAUGCUGCCAUUAUGGCGUGUCCAUUCGCCACAACCCAAGACGGUUUUGAGUCCCAAUUUGGCGUCUGCCAUCUCGCCCACUUCCUCUUCUUUCAGCUUCUCAAGGACGCUCUGCUUCGGGCAGCCACAUCACAGAGGGCGUCGAGGGUCGUCAGCGUGUCCUCGGUCGGUCAUCGGGCAGGCCCUGUCAAUUUCAACGACUACAAUUACGAGAGAGACCCAAAGAGCUAUAGCCCUUGGGGUGCUUAUGGUUCAGCAAAGACGGCCAAUAUCUAUUUGGCCAACGAGAUCGAAAGACGGUACAGCAGCAAGCACCUUCACGCCCUCUCCCUGCAUCCAGGAGGUGUGAGAACGGGGCUGCAGGCGCACAUCCCUCAGGAAAUCAUCGACAGCUGGAAAACGGACGAGAAAAUCAGCAAGAAAAUGAAGAACGCAGAGCAGGGCGCUUCAGCAACGGUCAUUGCGGCCUUGGCAGAGGAGCACGAGGGAAAAGGAGGAUAUUACCUCAACGAGGAUGGUGUCAAAGCCGAGAUGGCAAAAGAGGAGGACAGAUUUUCAGUCAGUAUUGAGCCUGGCUAUGCACCUCAUGCCUUUAAUCCAGAAGGAGAGACACAAUUGUGGCAGGAUUCUCUCGCAAUGGUAGGUCUUCCACAGGAGUGA